Molecule: messenger RNA, 882 nt
Organism: Neoarthrinium moseri
Lineage: Eukaryota; Fungi; Ascomycota; Sordariomycetes; Amphisphaeriales; Apiosporaceae
Exons: 2
Coding region: 1-882 (293 amino acids)
Biological process (GO): exonucleolytic trimming to generate mature 3'-end of 5.8S rRNA from tricistronic rRNA transcript (SSU-rRNA, 5.8S rRNA, LSU-rRNA); nuclear mRNA surveillance; U5 snRNA 3'-end processing
Cellular component (GO): cytoplasmic exosome (RNase complex); nuclear exosome (RNase complex)
Source: RefSeq, a predicted model, not a curated record
AUGCCGCGCGAGGCCGAGCCGUCGCUCAACGAGAAGGCCUUCUUCCUCCAGGCCUUGCAGGAUGGCCACCGCCUAGACGGCCGCAAGUUUGAGCAGUUCCGCCAACUGGACCUCCAGUUCGGGGACCAGUAUGGAGUCGCAGACGUCACUUUGGGCAAGACGAGGAUACUUGCCAAGGUCUCCGCCGAAGUCACAGUCCCCUACCCCGACCGUCCGUUCGACGGCAUCUUCACCAUCACCACCGAGCUCAGCCCCAUGGCCUCGCCGGCUUUCGAGGUCAACAGACCUACCGAACAAGAGGUGCUACUGUCAAGAUUACUGGAGAAGACGGUGCGGCGGUCGAAUGCACUGGAUACCGAGUCGUUAUGCCUGAUUGCUGGCCAGAAGGUCUGGUCCAUACGAGUCGACCUGCACGUCCUGUCGCACGACGGCAACCUGAUGGACGCGUCUUGCCUCGCCGUCGUCGCCGCUCUACGCCACUUCAGGAAACCCGACACAAGCAUGGAGGGAGAGACCCUCACGAUAUACACACCCGCAGAGCGAGAGCCCGUGCCGCUCAGCUGGCUGCACACGCCGCUGUGCAUCACCUUCAGCUUCUACGGCGACGAGGGCGAGAUGACACUGGUGGACACGACCCUCCUAGAAGAGCAGCUGAAAGUGAGCAGCUGCACCAUCAGUCUGAACAAGCAUGGCGAGAUCUGCCAAGUCGCCAAGCUUGGUGGCACGCCGGUCGACGCCGUAUCGUUGGUGCAGUGCGCCAGCAUCGCCUUGCAAAAGGUCAAGGAGUUGUCGACCCUUUUGGAUCAGAAGCUGGCCGAGGACUCGAAGAGGAGGAACAAGCGAGGACUUCUAGCCGAGCUGUCUGCCGAGAAUGCGAGGUAG